Porites evermanni is the source of this 367-nucleotide messenger RNA. The record is from the annotation of a GenBank genome assembly. NCBI's taxonomy places the organism in Eukaryota, Metazoa, Cnidaria, Anthozoa, Scleractinia, Poritidae.
GAUGAUAAUGAUGAUGAUGAUGAUGAUGAUGAUGAUGAUGAUGAUGAUGAUGAUGAUGAUGAUGAUGAUGACGGCGACGACGAUGAUGGUGAUGAUGAUGGUGAUGAUGAUGGUGAUGAUGGUGGUGAUGGUGAUGGUAAUUGGUGUUGGUGUUGUUGUUGUUGUUGUGGGUGGUGGUGUGGUGGUGAUAAUGGGGAUGAUGGCGGCGAUGAUGAUGGUGAUGAUGGGGGUGACGGUGAUGGUGAUGAUGGUGGUGAUGGUGAUGGUGGUGAUGGUGGUGGUGGUGUUGGUAGUUGAUGAUGGUGAUGUUGAUGUUGGUGGUGAUGAUGAUGAUGAUGAUGAUGAUGAUGAUGAUGGUGAUGACGGU